CCCCCCUCUCACGAGCACGCACUCUCGACAAGGAGCACGCGCUUCCUUCGUGCUGAUGCGGCGACGGGCGGCGGCAGGCGGCGGGCGCGCGCCCGCAUCCAGGCGGGCCGCCUCCCCCCCCACCACCAGCCCGCCCGCCGCCCAGCCCUUUCGCUUCGCGGCGGCAGCCGGCGGGGCGGGUCGCGCGCCGCAGCCCGCCGGGAGAGAUGCCGCGAUGACCGUCGGCCGCGGGAGGGGCCAAUGAAGCGGCGCGGCGCCCCGGUGUUGCUGUGGGCCGCCGUGGCCCUGGAGGUCGCGGCGCGGCCCGCCUCGGAGGGAAGGGCGCCGCUGCUGCGCCGCGGGCAGCUUCGGGAGGCCCUGCCCCAGCUGGGCGCUGCGGCCGCGGCGAGGCAGCCACGGAUGCCGCGGCCCGUGCAGAUGUCGUACUGGGGCGACUUCGAGGAGCGGAACGCUGGUGAUGCCUGCAAGCCGAAGUGCAGGUGGUCCUGCGAGGCACCGGAGUGUUCCGAGGUGUGCAACAUCACCUGCGCCCCGGCGCUGUGUGCCACCGCCUGCCCCCCCGUCGACCAGCGCUCGUGCAAGACGGUGUGCCCGCCGCCGAACUGCAAGACCUUCUGCUCGGGAGGGGCAACUGCGUCGCCCUGGAGCGGCGGACGUCCCCGUGCGCGGAGGCGGACUGCCGCACGGAGAGUGCGACCCGCCGCACCCCCUCUGCAGGUCGGAGUGCGACGUGCACUGCGAUUCCCGGUGCGCGGCGCCGGUGUGCCGGUUCUCGUGCCACGAGCCGAAGGACUGCCCGAAGCCCGAGUGCAGGCUGAAGUGCGAGAAGUCGUCGGCCCUCCAGAGGUCGGCGAGCGGCUGCCGACGUUCCCCGAGGGCAUGAGCACGGACGGUUUUCCCAAAGCCCUCUCCAAAGUGAACUUCCUGGUGCCCGCCGCGCUGAUGGCUGCCGCUCCGCCUCCCCCGCCAGGACCAGCGCCCGAGCCAGCGCCGGCGCCAGCCCCGCUCCCGGCCCCGACGCAGCUCAUCAGAUAGCCUGUCGGCCAUGAAGAA
This is a messenger RNA of Prorocentrum cordatum, 1053 nucleotides long. Lineage: Eukaryota; Dinophyceae; Prorocentrales; Prorocentraceae. The record is from the annotation of a GenBank genome assembly.